CAACUCUAUGGUAAUAUUAAUACAUUGUUAUGGUCUAAUAACAAACAUUGGUAACCGUUUGGAAAGUUUGGAUGGUUAUCUAAUAAAAUUUAUUAACCAUGGUCCUAUGUUUGUAAAUGUAUUUAUAAUGAUAUCCGGUUUUCUGUGUGCAUUGACUUUUCUAUCGACAACAACACAGUCCCCAACAAUAACCGGUAUUAUUAGCCGAUUGUUUCAACGAUACAUACGUUUUACUCUAUCACUAUUGGCUGCCAUUGGCGUACGUAUUGUCUACGAGUUAGUGGGUUCGGGUCCCCAAUGGUAUCAAUAUGUCGAUAAAAUGCAUGAAUCUUGCCAUCAAUUUUGGUGGUUUAAUCUAUUAUAUAUGCAAAAUAAUCAAGCUAUUAGUCAAUUAGUCGAUAAAGAUCUAACAGUAUUUAAUAUGUGUCAAGGUGAAACAUGGUCAUUGGCUGUCGAUAUGCAAUUGUUUAUCAUAUCACCAUUGUUAAUAUUACUACUAACUUAUAAUGAUAUUAGGUAA
Molecule: messenger RNA, 520 nt
Organism: Oppia nitens
Lineage: Eukaryota; Metazoa; Arthropoda; Arachnida; Sarcoptiformes; Oppiidae
Product: O-acyltransferase like protein-like
Exons: 3
Coding region: 8-520 (170 amino acids)
Molecular function (GO): acyltransferase activity, transferring groups other than amino-acyl groups
Source: RefSeq, a predicted model, not a curated record